Messenger RNA from Lodderomyces orthopsilosis Co 90-125, 1383 nucleotides. It is a transcript of the gene TIF3, whose product is annotated as Tif3p. Lineage: Eukaryota; Fungi; Ascomycota; Pichiomycetes; Serinales; Debaryomycetaceae. The transcript has a single exon. Gene Ontology annotation, molecular function: RNA binding. Bases 1 to 1383 code for a protein of 460 amino acids. The record is from RefSeq and is a predicted model, not a curated record.
AUGGCACCAAAAAAGAAUGUCAAAAUGGACUUGGGUUCAUUUUUAGCAGAUGACACCUACGGAGGAACUUCAUGGGCCGAUGAAGAAGUUGAUUUGAACUCUAUCGGAUUGUCAUUGGAUAAAUCCACCACUGAAGCACCCGUUGGAGGUAAGCCUGCAUUUUCAGGAAUUGGUGGUGGCGAAGGUCGUUUCCAAGAACCAAGAAAAGAGAGAAAAGAGUAUCCAGUUCCUGAUAAGCCACCAUAUGUUGCACGUGUUUCCAAUUUGCCAUGGGAAGUAAGUGAAGAAGUCAUUGUGAGACAUUUUGAAGAUAGAAUGCAAGCUCAAGAUAUCAUCACUGAUAUCAAGUUACCUGUUGACAGAGACAAUGGUAGAUUGAAAGGUUACGCAUUUGUCACCUUUACUCAAAGAGAACUCCUUGAAGAGUCAUUGAAUUUAACUUUGAGUGAAUUUCAAGGAAGAAAGAUUUUUGUUAAUGUAGCUGCACCACCAAGAGCCGAUGAAGGUGAUUGGAGAUCUGGUAGAUCUGGUCCAUUGGGUGGUAGAGGUGAGUCUGAAGUCGAGUUAGAUUGGGGCUCAGCAAGAAGAACACAAGCUGAGUUGCCAAGAAGGGAGAGAUCAAACAGAGGUCCAAGAGAAGAAAGAUCUUCUGGUCCAGAUUUAGAUUGGGGUGCAGCUAGAUCAGAAUCAAGUGGAUUACCACCAAGAGAAAGAUCACAUAGAGGUCCAAGAGAACAUAAGCCAAGAGAUGAACCAGAUUUGGAUUGGGGAGCAGCCAGGUCGGAAUCAAGUGGAUUGCCUCCAAGAGAAAGAUCCCACAGGGGCCCAAGAGAACAUAAACCAAGAGACGAACCUGAAUUGGAUUGGGGUUCAGUAAGGGGCUCUCAUGCUGAAUUACCUCCAAGACAAAGAUCAUCAAGAACAUCAAGUCAUGGGGAGGGACAAGAACGUGGAACUUUUAAACCAAGAAAGCAAGAAUCAGAAUUGGAUUGGGGAGCAGCAAGAUCAUCCACAACUACUUUGCCACCAAGGGAAAGAUCCAACAGAUCAGGAGCACAUAGAAACAACUCCGACAAUGGUUUUGAUUGGAAGAGAGGGCAACCAUUACAACAACGUACCAAAUCGGCACAUGGACAGAAACACAAAGAUGAAAAGAAAGAAGAUGACAAGUCUCAAGGACCACAAAAAUCUCAAUUCAGUGUAUUAGCCGUUGAUGAUGGAGAUGAAGAAGAAGAAGAAGAAGAAGAAGAAGUAGAGCAACAAGGAACCAAUCAAGAAAAGGACUCAUCUGACGCAAGUAAAUUGGAAACUGCGACUGCCAACUUGUCAAUAUCUGAAAAGGACAACAGUAAUGACGAUUGGGAAGUAGUCGGUAAAAAGUAA